Molecule: messenger RNA, 1962 nt
Organism: Spinacia oleracea (spinach)
Lineage: Eukaryota; Viridiplantae; Streptophyta; Magnoliopsida; Caryophyllales; Amaranthaceae
Exons: 2
Coding region: 1-1962 (653 amino acids)
Source: RefSeq, a predicted model, not a curated record
AUGACUACUGAAGAGAUGACGCUCGCAGAGAUGAAAGCGGCCUACGAGAAGGCCCAAGCAGAGCUGGCCCAAGAAAGGGCCUCCAUUGAAAACCUCCAGAAGGAGCUCAAAUCCGUGAAAAGUACCAAGUAUCAAUCGCGUUACAAGCCAGGUGCAAAACCGAAGAAGUUGAUAUUCGAGAUGACUGACGACUCUGAGGACCUGUCCGACGGCGAGGAGCCACAUGGGAAAGAGGAUGAAGCAACACUGGACCCCGUCACCAAGCGCCUAAAUAAGAUGGAAACUCACAUGAAGAAGCGAUGCUCGUUGAUGAUGAAGCUGAUGACCAAACUGCCGGGGGCACCCACGCCCGUGGAAACCGAACCGACCGACGGGUAUGCAGCAUCGCCGUUCUGUGAAGCGAUCGCUAGAGUGACGGUACCACACCAGCUCCGACUCCCUACCUGGACCACCCUGUACGACGGAACGUCUGAUCCGUAUAGACACGUCAACUUCUACAAGCAGCGAAUGUGGCAGAUCGGCAUCCCCUACGACCUGGUCGAGCCCGUCAUGUGCAAAUCCUUCGGAGGAACCCUCGAUGGAGCAGCCCUGGAAUGGCUCAUGAACAUAACACCUGGAUCUAUCUUCUGCCUGUCCGACCUCAUCAACGCCUUCUACCAACAAUUCGCCAGCAGUCGCCAGUUGGAGAAACAAACAAGUGACCUCUAUCGGUUGGUCCAAAGACCUACCGAGUCGGUACGCGAUUAUUUUAACCGUUUUAAUUGUGAGAAAAUUAGUAUAAAAAACUGUGAUGUCAGGACAGCCAUCGAAGCAUUCAAGAGAGGUCUCGUCCCCAACUCGGAGCUGUACCGGGAACUAACCAAAUAUCCCUGUGCAACCUUCGAAGAGGUCAGAUCGAGGGCCACUGCCCAGAUGCGGAUUGAAGACGACGAGAUUACACGAAUGGUUUCUCAGCGACCAGCAGGGGGCAGCAGCGACAGGAGGAAUGAACGGGUCGUUUAUCCCCCCAUCUCCGAGUAUGGCUUCAACGUUGACAUCGGAGGCGUGGUGAACGCCCUUCAAAGUGUAGGUGGUACCGUCAGAUGGCCUAAGAAGAGCGACAGACCAGACUCUACAAAGGACAUGAGCAGGUGGUGCGACUUCCACCGCGACAAUGGCCACACAACCGAGGAAUGCAUCUCCCUCAAAAAGGAGGUGGCGUAUCUAUUGAAAAGAGGCCACCUGAAGGACCUACUGAGCGACAAAGGAAAGGAGACGUACAACAAGGAUAGCAACUCCCAACCCAACCCAGCACCAAGCGGCGACCGACCGGCCCCGCCCACGUUCGAAAAAGUGGUAAACGUUAUUUCUGGUGGUUCAGAUAUAUGUGGACUAACUUCUUCUGCAGCUAAAAAAAUCAACAGGGGCGAAUCUGAAGCCGUCAAAGAGGGGCAGACCGAAGACGAAGUAGCACUCGACAAGUCAUUAGCAGCGAUGAUAAUAACCUUCGACGACUCAGAUUCAACCGACAUAAUACAGGAACAUCAUGACGGGCUAGUCAUAUCGCUCCCAAUAGGCAACGCUCUCAUCAAAAGGAUAUUGAUCGACAACAGCAGUUCAGCAAACGUAUUGUUCCUAGAGGCUCUGCAAGAAAUGGGACUAGACGAAAAGAGUAUAAUCAGAAGGUCGACAGUCCUAGUAGGAUUCAGUGGAGAAUCGCUACGAACAGUAGGAGAGAUAUCGCUGCCUACGUAUGCAGAAGGUGUUAAUGUGAUGACCAAGUUCAACGUCGUCGACUGCCCAUCAGCAUACAACGUCAUUUUGGGACGACCAUGGAUCCACAAGAUGAAGGCGGUGCCGUCGACAUACCACCAGUCAAUCAAGUUCCCAACCAAAUGGGGAGUCAUGGAAAUCAAAGGACAACAAAGGGACGCAAAGAAAUGUUAUGAAACGGCGCUGAAACCAUCAAAGUCAUCCAUCUAG